AUGGAAGAGAUGAAGGGACUUAAAGGUGAGUUCCUCAUGAACCAAGCUUCCAAUGAGAAAGUCCUGAACGAUUUGACGGAAACCUUGCGCAUUUACGCGAGAGAGAACCGAGACCUUGCCAGACUCAUCUACCGUUUCUUCGAAGAGAUAGACGCCAUCUGGAAGGUACUCGGAAAGGACAGAACAUGCAACACCGUACUUCGUGAGUACCAAAUUGAAGAAGGAAUUGUCGAGGAAGAAGAGGAAGAAAAGAAACACGAAGAAGAAGAGGAAGAAGAUGAAGAAGAGAAACACGAAGAAGAGGAAGUUUGGGCAACCCUUGUUGCCGAUGACGCUUACGAAAUUUCCCAACCCUACCCAUACCAAAUCCGCAACAAGGAGACAGGCAAGGUUCUUACCCCAGUCCUCAACAACUUGGGACACUUGAACCUUAACCUUCGGAAUCGCGGUUCAAUCUCCAUGGGCAAGCUUGUCGCAAUUCAAUGGGUUCCAAAUCCAGACAAGAAGACGAGGGUCAGACACAUUGACGGUGACAAGCUCAACAACCGUAAGGAGAACCUCGAGUGGUUCUAA
Messenger RNA from Trichomonas vaginalis G3, 573 nucleotides. RefSeq names its product HNH endonuclease family. The record is from RefSeq and is a predicted model, not a curated record. NCBI's taxonomy places the organism in Eukaryota, Parabasalia, Trichomonadida, Trichomonadidae. Bases 1 to 573 code for a protein of 190 amino acids. The transcript has a single exon.